GUCGGAUCGUCAAAAGGAGCUUCUGCUGGCUUUUGUGAAAGAGCACCGACAGAUCGCGACGCUGUCGUGCCCGCUGGAGCCGUCGUUCACGAGGGAGGACCGGGACGACAUGUGGCAGGAGCUAGUAGCGCUUUUGAACGAAGAAGUCCCUGCGCGUAACACCAGGGCCCAGUGGCAGGCCCGAUGGAGGAAUGAGCGCUACUUGCCAAACUCCGAGGGCAGCAGAGCGGCACCCGAGGCGGCCAGAUUUCGGAUUACCGCGGCCGCGUCGUGCUUGACAGGGACGAGUGUGCGAGGCCCAUGGUUCGGGUGGUCUGAAUCGGUGAGCCCUGCUCCAGCUGCUGAUGGUGUGGCUGAAGAGGAUGUGGCCCAGGAUCUUCCCCGUGCCCUAACUCCUCAUGCCGCAGCUGCGGGAUGGGGGCAACCGGCAGGCCGAGGCGCUGGAGUUACUAGCCGCAAACACCAGGCGGCAGGGCCAGGCAUCAUUGGAAAGCUGCGCCAGGUUCAACUUCUCGGUGACGUGGUCCACGAAUUGCAAGGCGUUGGUACCCUCGCCCGGGCCCUCAUUGCAGCGGAAGGCACCUGCACAGUGAUUUGUAAAGACUAGCUGUACAUAUAUGUAGAUUUAUUUUUGUUCACAUCACGAGCUAUGAUACGCUGGUUUGCUUCAAUGGUGCCCUGCAAUUUUCUUUCAGUUAAUUUUCUUUUUCUGCAUAUCAGAAGCACUGAUGUGCUGUUUCAUUGUACAUAGUAAAGUGUAGCUCAAUGGUAAAUCGUGUCUUGUGAUGUCAUUUCUUUUUAAUCUCAUCGUGUGAGGUGAUGCAUUCAGCAGUUUUGUAGUACAUGUGCAUAGCACAGUGUGGUUUCAUUUAUAAAUCAUGUUUUGCCAUGUCAUUUUUUAAAAUCUCAUUAUACAAAGUCAUGCAUUGAGCAAUUUUGUAGUAUAUGCACAUAGUGCACUGUAGUGUAUCUUUAUGUUUAUAGCGUAUACGUGUAGAAUAUUGUGGCACACUGUACGUUUUCUAUCGAUUUUUACACAUCCUAGAAAAAAAGAAAAGCGUUUGUGAAUGGUCUAGGUUGCACAACAAUUUUGAAAUAUUGCAAGACCAAAAAAUAGUUGACGAAUACGUGUUCUGUUGCUUAGAAGUGUUUAGAUAACAGGAUUGGGUACAAACAGAAAUCAAUAAUAGAGGAAGACAUAUCAGCAACCAACAACUUGCAUUUUUUAGCGAGUUCAAUUAAUACCGGUUCGACUGUGCCUUGUUUUCAUGUAAUACAAUGACUUUCGUGCUGCGAGACGCGUGUGUUGUUGCAGAGGAGCAGCAGGCACUUUGUAAUAACUCCAUUUGUAUAUUAUAAAAGGAAGCUACUUUUAUAUUCUUUUCCUUGGCAUUAAAUUUAAAGGAUAUUUAUUUAUUUUGCUUUUUAUGUGCAUUGCUCGUGAUACUUGUAAUAAAAUUUCAAUUCUGACACCACCCUUGUUGUUCACUUCAUUUACAAGCACGAUUCUUGUUGCACUAA
Rhipicephalus sanguineus (brown dog tick) is the source of this 1521-nucleotide messenger RNA. RefSeq lists its product as uncharacterized. The transcript has 4 exons. Lineage: Eukaryota; Metazoa; Arthropoda; Arachnida; Ixodida; Ixodidae. Bases 110 to 607 code for a protein of 165 amino acids. The record is from RefSeq and is a predicted model, not a curated record.